AUGCCAGAACUGCGCAGCAGUACUCCCCAAGCACGUCUGAGGUUCAGGAAGCUUGAUGAUCAACAAGCAGAGCCGGCUGUGAAACCGGUGCCACCUGCUCCACAGAGAGCAGGGAAGAGCGUUCAUAUACCUGCUGCCAGGGGCAGAAAGGGUGCUCCUUGGAGAAGAGUGGUGCCGGCACCAAGACGUGCAAGAAAGGGGGCGGAAGUUGUUGACUUGGAUGCUAACCUGGGUUCUGAACACCUCCCUAAAGCUGUUGCCAUACAUGCAGUUGUUUGUGAAUCCAAGGACCCUGCUUUGAACAAGGUUGUUCAGUGUGUCGGCAAUAAAGGUUUGAGAAUGGAUGGUGAAAGUGCUGAAAAGCUUGUCGGCGCUGAAGACGAUUCAAGAAUAGCACCAAUCCCGGAGAGGGUUCACGUAGGUAAUUCUCCUGUGUAUAUAACUGACAGGAAACUAGGUAAAGGUGGCUUUGGUCAAGUGUAUGUUGGUAGAAGGGUAUCUGGUGGGACUGCCCGCACUGGUCCUGAUGCAUAUGAGGUUGCAUUGAAGUUUGAGCACCGGAGUAGUAAAGGGUGCAAUUUUGCACCCCCAUAUGAGUGGCAAGUUUAUCAGACUCUCAACGGCUGCUAUGGUGUACCGGCAGUCCACUAUAAGGGCCGGCAGGGCGACUACUAUAUCCUUGUAAUGGAUAUCCUUGGUCCCAGUCUUUGGGAUGUAUGGAAUUCGCUGGGACAAGAGAUGUCUCCACAUAUGGCUGCUUGCAUUGCUGUAGAAGCCAUAUCAAUUCUUGAGAAGUUUCAUUCCAAAGGGUUUGUUCAUGGUGAUGUGAAACCAGAGAACUUUCUGCUUGGUCUGCCUGGAUCACCUGAGGAGAAGAAGCUUUUCCUUAUUGAUCUUGGUUUAGCAUCAAAGUGGAGAGAUUCGUCAGGUCAACAUGUUGAUUAUGAUCAAAGGCCUGAUAUCUUUAGGGGGACAAUUAGAUAUGCAAGUGCUCAUGCUCAUCUAGGUCGUACAGGUAGUAGGAGGGAUGAUUUAGAGUCAUUGGCAUACACCCUUAUAUUUUUGAUAAAAGGAAGAUUGCCUUGGCAAGGCUACCAGGGAGAUACCAAGAGUUUCCUUGUUUGCAAGAAAAAAAUGGUUACCUCUCCGGAUAUGCUAUGCAGUUUCUGCCCACCUCCGUUCAAACAGUUUCUUGAGUCUGUCACAAAUAUGAAAUUUGAUGAAGAGCCAAAUUACGCCAAACUUAUUUCUCUCUUUGAAAGUUUGAUUGAAUCACCUGCAUCAAGGCCCAUCAGAAUUGAUGGGGCCCUUAAGGUGGGGCAAAAACGUGGAAGGCUACUUGUAAAUCAUGAAGAAGAUGAUCAGCCUAAGAAGAAAGUUAGAUUAGGGAGCCCAGCAUCACAGUGGAUUUCAGUUUACAAUGCCAGGCGCCCUAUGAAGCAGCGGUAUCAUUACAAUGUGGCUGACAACAGGCUUCAACAGCAUAUAGAAAAGGGUAAUGAGGAUGGUCUAUACAUCAGUUGUGUGGCUUCUUCAGCAAACCAUGGCCGUAUGGUGCUUCUCUCCGGGAUGGAGUAG
Molecule: messenger RNA, 1578 nt
Organism: Triticum turgidum subsp. durum (durum wheat)
Lineage: Eukaryota; Viridiplantae; Streptophyta; Magnoliopsida; Poales; Poaceae
Source: the annotation of a GenBank genome assembly